CCUGAUGAUUGGUGUUUAGGCCGGGAGUGAUGGGAAGGUGGGAGAGAGUUCUUGCUGCGCAAAGGGGUUACCGAAGGGAAGGUUCAGUCGGCGGCCGCGAUGCCCAGAUAUUAUGAGGAGAAAGAGAAGGAUGGGCGCGCAUGCGCUGGUGUGCGCGAGGACCUGAGGGAAUGUCUGCUCAAGAGUUUCUGCAUCCUCCAGGAAGGGAAAAGUGUCAAACAGUGCUUGAAGGAAGGGCACUGCAGAGAGUUACAGGUUUCAUUUUUUGAAUGCAAAAGGUCAAUGCUAGAUAACAGAGCAAGAUUCAGAGGAAGGAAGGGUUACUGAAGUCACCCAUUAAGAAACAGCCAGCAUGAGCAAUGUUGGAUACACUGUUACCUCAUCAUUAAAAGACUGGCCGAUUUAUCUUACUGCCUUUUCCCAAAUUGUGCUUCACUCCCGUGAAAACAACUUAUUCUAAGCGCUGAAUGACUGAACUUGCUGACUAUUGGGAACACUAAAACAGAAACCAACAAUAUCUGGUGGUGGUGGUAGUGAUAACUUCUUAAUAAAAUAUUUCUUUGUGGGUACUAUUAUGGCCAUCAGUUGAAAUACAUUGUCCUAAAGUUAUUUUCCCUUGGAACUUGAAGCUUGUGUAGGUCUUUCCUCUAAAGUCAUACAGUGUUGUUACCCUAGUUGAUUAACAGCCGUCUUUUGAAAUGCUGAAGUUCUUAGGUAUGUUGUGCUCCCAAAAGAGACAGUUCAAUCCUGGAAGAGAUAUGUUGGUGUGGCAACUCAAGGCAGUUACCAUGCUCAUAGAGACCCUAUUAAGCUGGUUGUGUACAUCUUAGGAUACAGAAGGGGGUGCCACUCUGUAUCUAGGGCCACUUGGUGUGUACAACUGAAGCUUGAAUGGAAUAAGUCUGUUCACAGGUACAGUGGCUAUGUUAAAAUAGAUGGACAUUGUCUAUUCCUGAAUAGGUGAAAUGUAUUUCUUGUGCUCCAUGGCAUUAUUUGGCUGUUUUAUUAACUAUAUGAAUAUUAACUUUAAUUCAUAAAUUAGUUUAUUCUUUACCCAGUUUAUGUUAUGAGGUCGGUCAGGACCCAGAGAACUAAGUUUGAGAGAGAAUGCCUUAUUGAAGACCGUAUGACAACUGAGUUGGGAUUUGAACUCUCAUCUCUGAGGUCCAGUUUAGUAAUCGAGCAGUAACAAAAGCUUAAUGAAAAAUCUAAAGCAUUUCAAAAUAUUUAUGAAAAGGGAUUUAAGAUUUUUUUAAAGUAGCAAAGUAAAUUUUUCCUGAACAUUAUGUUCACGUACCUAAUGAAAUAGUCCUUAGCUGCUUGUUUGUUUUAUUUUUAUAUUUUAUGGUAAGCUCUUUCAGGUAAAGUUUUGUUUAAAAAGGAAGUGAAUAUAAAUGCAGAUCUUGUCAUAAUCUGCUAGUCUUUAAGAAUCUGCCUUUUUGCAAUUUCUGCUAAAGGCAAAAAAACAGAAUUCUGAUCUUCAUUUCCUCCUGUCUUCAGCUGAAACCUUCGUAUUGCUGGAGUGUAUAUGAUUCAUAAAUGUGAAAAACCCUUAGUACUAGCCAUCAGUCAUCAUUUAUUUAUUUAAAGUGCUUUGAUUUCUAUGUGGUGUCCGAGUUGUUGUAGCAAAAUAUACUGACCCUGGGACCACUGCAUGGAAAGCGGGGGGACUGCAAGGAAUCAUGGGAAAGAAGCAAUCAAUUUUGCCUUCUUGUCUCCCCUCUAUUGCUCUUUGUUCUGGUUGUCUCUGUCUCUGAGGCCCUGUGCUGAAUUUCUGGGCGGAUAUCUUGUGAAUUGUGGUUGCUACAGUAAUUCACAGUGUUGGCUAAACUCCAAGCAUGGUAUUUUUUACUUUUGACAUUACAAAGAAGUUCUUUCUUAAAAAAAUAAUUUUUAUUUCUGAAAAAUGUACAAUUUUCAAUACUAUAUCAAUCACAUUUUCAUCAUAAGACAACUCACUUUCAAGAAGGAUAAAAAUAAACAAUCAUAACAGUAUUGCAAUUACCCAACUAAUCACUCAUUCAUAUUUACUCAAUUACAUUGUCUUAUUUGAUAUAAAAGUGAGGCAUAAUUUUACAAGUUUUGUCAAAUUUAAUGCUUUUCUCCAACAUUCAUUAAAAAUG
Molecule: messenger RNA, 2123 nt
Organism: Eublepharis macularius
Lineage: Eukaryota; Metazoa; Chordata; Lepidosauria; Squamata; Eublepharidae
Product: cytochrome c oxidase assembly factor 5
Exons: 3
Coding region: 100-327 (75 amino acids)
Biological process (GO): mitochondrial respiratory chain complex IV assembly
Cellular component (GO): mitochondrion
Source: RefSeq, a predicted model, not a curated record